Messenger RNA from Homarus americanus (American lobster), 2656 nucleotides. Its product is annotated as protein Shroom3-like. The record is from RefSeq and is a predicted model, not a curated record. The transcript is spliced from 6 exons. Lineage: Eukaryota; Metazoa; Arthropoda; Malacostraca; Decapoda; Nephropidae. Gene Ontology annotation, molecular function: actin filament binding. Gene Ontology annotation, biological process: actin filament organization. Gene Ontology annotation, cellular component: cortical actin cytoskeleton; apical junction complex; apical plasma membrane. The coding region runs from base 32 to 1003 and encodes 323 amino acids.
CUUCCUCACUGGUCCCUACCAUCCCUCUGGGAUGACCAACCCCCAACUGCCCCAAGGAUAUUCCUUCCUGUCGAAUGUGGCUCCUGGAACACAAAAGAAGAAUUACUUAAACAAAGCCCCCGGACCGGAGCACAAGACAGCAGCCUAUUACAUGCAGGGAGUGUUCAACUUGGAGCUACGGAAGGAUUUAAUCUCGAGCACCCACGCCCACCAUCCAGACCUGAUCCGCCUCCACACGCCCAGAACCAUGCCACCCAACUCCAACAGUAUAACUCAACCUACCACCAACGGCGAGACCUCUAAUACUACGGAAACGUCGAAUGAAAGGUCACCACUACCAGCUGAUUCUGCUUACUUCACUACAUCUGAAAGCAAAGCCAAGAUGUUGACACGACUACGAGGUAGUAAUAAUAACCUGCAUGAUGGCAUCACACCCCUCAAUGAUCAGCAACAACUCCACAAGAAGAAGGAGGAGCUGGUGGUGAGCAUUGGGCGUAAACUUGAAAUCUUGCGAGCUGAAAGGGAAGCAAUCAAGGAAGAGAUGCGUUUGAACCAGGAGUUAGGAGUUGAGGUGACAUCCAGAGUGGAAGCCAGAGCCAGGCUUGCAGAAGCUGAGAAGUACAAGCUACAUGUGGAAGAGAUCGAUAAGAUUACGUCUUUGCUCUUAGGGCUAUCUGGUAGACUCGCUCGAGCAGAAAAUGCUCUCAUUAUGCUAGUUGAAGAUGCUGAUCCAGAGGAGAAGCGAAUCCUUGAAAGUAAGCGUGAUAAACUGAGUGAGCAACUUGAAGAGGCUAAAAGGCUCAAAGAGAACAUCGACCGUAGAGCAAUACAAGUUUCUAAGGUGCUAAACCAGUAUUUGACUGAGGAUCAGUAUGCUGAUUAUGAUCACUUUAUUAAGAUGAAGGCGAAACUCAUAAUGGAUGCCAGAGAGAUAGAUGACAAGAUCAAGCUAGGUGAGGAGCAACAGCAGGCAUUAAGGGAAACCAUGUUCAAGAAGCAGUGAACUUAGUGAGGCCCCAAUAUAUAAACGGUGUAUAUUUCUAAGGCGUCAUACAAAGUGCAGUAAUUGUGAUUGUUGAUUAUAAACUGAUUCACAGUAAGGUGUUGUGAAAUUCACCGUGGUGUCUGGAAACUAAGUGUAAUAUAAAGGACAAAUGAACAAGAAGCUAAGUGACAUUCAGCAUUCUUCUACAGAGGGGAUCUUUGCCCAAAAACACUUAAUGCUGGGCAUGGUACUAUUUCUUUAUCUCGUUUAUUUACCUUGUGAUGCAAAGGUACAUGCAAACAGCUAAAGAUAAUGUUUAUAUAGGUUUUGUAAGAGUUGUCUCGCGUUUAAAAUCAGGUAUUAUGUAUUACCAUAACAGAAAAUCAUGGCAUAAUAAAUAUAUUUUAUAUCUCCUAAGCCAGUAUUUCAUUAUAUAGCCAGGAGCUAUGAAGAGAUGUGGAGUGAACCUUCCUACUGGCAUUUUAUGAAUGGUGUCAUACAUGUGUUGAUAUGACUUGUGAUCCGUGUCCCAAUAUUUAUUUAUGUGCGAAAGUUAAACGUGAGAAGUAUUGGAUUAAGCACAUAAUGAACUGUACAUUGUAGCCAGAGUCUUUAUUUGAGGAUACUAGCUGAGGCAGCACCAGUGAUGUGCUGCAGGACUAACAUGAACAUUUAGUGGGCACUUAGAUAAAUUCUGCAAGAAAUGGGCAUAAAUACAAUGUAAUUUUAUGUUAUUUAAUAUAUUAUUAUGUUGAGGCUUUUCUGUUAAGUUUAUGUACUGACAGUGCAAUGAAUAUCAUGGCAGUACUUACUCAAAUACAUGUUUGAGUUUGCUGUGACCUAGUAAUAACAAAAACACAACUCACCUUAUAUCUCAUGGAUUCAAGGAAGAGUGUGUACAGUAUCUGUAAACCAGUUAUAAUGUCCUGUAACUAAAUAGAAAAUUAAUAUUUUGUAUACAUGGAAAACACCUCGUACCAUUUGGAAGAAUACCAUCUUCUCUUUCACAUUUUAUGAUAUUCAUAUUAUGGCUUUCUCGAGGGUUUUAGUUUGACUUCAGGCUGUAUUAUUACUUCUUGUAAUCUUUUUGUGUAUACAGUUGAUCCUAUGAUGCUUUUAUGCUUGGUGUGUUUUGGGUCAUUUUUUUUUCAGUUAAGAGUAAUUAUUAACUAAGGAGAGCUUGUGCCCACAUGUACACAUCUUUUUUAUACUAUCUGCAGUCCUAUCUAACACUGUCGCUUCCACUACAUGAUAAGAAGCCAAAUGGUUUUGAAGGUUGGGCAGCACAACCCAUCAUGGAAUAUUUCAUUAGUCCAUAGUAUUUUGUUUACUGUUUAUUAGUGAAUACAUCAUGCCCACACUGGCAGCUGGACAUAACUGGACUAGUGAGCCCACUAAAUGAUGGAGUCUUGACAUUCAGGGUAGAUAGUACAUUUACCCAGCAAGAAUUAUUAGUGCCACAUUGUAUAUAUUAGUUGUUUAAUGGAUGCCAAAAGACCGUCCUGUUCCUUGAUAUCUGUAUCUACUAACUGUGUUUAAAAGAAAUUAUUGGUUUUAUACUUUUAAGACUAGUUGCAAAGCAACGGUGUUGUACUGUACAGUAGUGCUUGUUUAUAAUGUACGCCAAAUUCUAUCAUUCUUCUACCUGGAAGAAAUAAAAAUGAGAGUUAA